This is a messenger RNA of Solanum stenotomum, 1704 nucleotides long. RefSeq lists its product as uncharacterized. Lineage: Eukaryota; Viridiplantae; Streptophyta; Magnoliopsida; Solanales; Solanaceae. The record is from RefSeq and is a predicted model, not a curated record. Gene Ontology annotation, molecular function: nucleic acid binding. The coding region runs from base 1 to 1704 and encodes 567 amino acids. The transcript has 5 exons. Gene Ontology annotation, biological process: DNA integration.
AUGAAGCUUCAGGGUGAGAUCAAUGGUAAAAAGGUUUUAAUACUUGUGGAUAGUGGUUCCACACAUAAUUUUGUGGUUGAUUCCAUUGUGGAGGAGCAUAAUAUACUAGUAGAAAUGGUUCCAACAUUGGGUGUGCAAAUAGGGAAUGGGGAUAUCAUAUGCUGCAAUAAAGUUUGUCGGAAUCUUCAAAUUCAAUUGUCGGGCUUUACUAUCACUCAAGAUUACUACCAUUUUACAAUUGGAGGGGCUGAUGUGGUUUUUGGUAUCAAAUGGUUGGUUUCUCUCAAUACGAUUCAAGCUAACUGGAAGGAUAUGUUUAUAAUUUUCAAUUGGCAAGGGAAGCGUUACAAAUUGCAAGACGUGAGAUCGAUAGAUUCAGCCACAGCUUCUCUCCAAUCUUUUAAUAUGGUAUCAGAAGUUCUAGAAUUUGGUUUCAUUCGCCCUAGUUCAAGUCCAUUUGCUAGUCCGAUUCUGCUAGUUAAAAAGAAAGAUAACUAUUGGCAGCUUUGUGUGGAUUACCGUAGCCUAAACAAAAUCACUGUCCCGGACAAAUAUCCAAUUCCAAAUAUCGAUGAGUUGUUAGAUGAAUUACAUGGGGCCAUAAUUUUUUCUAAAAUUGGUCUUCAUUUCGGAUACCAUCAAAUUCGUGUCCAGCCUGCUGAUGUCUAUAAAUCUGCCUUUCGCACUCAUUCAGGCCAUUAUGAGUUUCUUGUAAUGCCUUUUGGACUCACCAAUGCACUAUCCACAUUUCAAGAAUUGACCAAGAAAGAUGCUUUUACCUGGCAUGCAAAAGUAGAGCAGGUUUUCCAAAAUCUUAAGAGGAUCUUGACAUCAGUACAAGUGCUUUGUCUUCUAGAUUUCACUCAACAGUUUACAAUUGAGUGUGAUGCUUCAUCUAAUGGAGUUGGGGCUAUUUUACUGCAACAUUGUCAUCCAGUAGCCUAUUUCAGUAAGGGAUUUUCCUUUUCUAAUCGCAUUAAAUCUACUUAUGAUCGUGAAUUGUUGGCUUUGGUCCUUGCAUUGCAAGAAUGGAAGCAUUAUCUUUUGGGUCGGCAUUUUAUUGUCACUACUGACCAUUGUAGCCUAAAGUAUCUCUUGCAUCAGCGGGUGACUACUGUUGAACAACAACCCAGUGAAAGCAAAGGGGCUGAUGCCUUAUCUCGUCGCCCUCAACAUGCUGAUUUCUUAUCUUUGUUGUCUGCUAACCAUCUUUACUACAAAUCUCGGCUAGUUAUUCUUGAUUAUCCUGAACUCAGAGUCAAGAUUUUAGCAGAGUCACAUGAUUCUCCAACAGGAGGGCACGGAAGUUACUUGAAAACUCUCAAAAGGGUCUACGUAAAUUUUUUCUGGCCUUGUUUGAAACAUGAUGUUAAAUCCUUUGUCCAGAAUUGUUUGAUAUCCCAGCAACAUAAAUAUGAAACAUUAGCUCCAGCUGGUCUCUUACAACCUUUACCCAUUCCUAACAGAGUUUGGGAGGAUAUCUCCCUUGAUUUCAUUGUUGGGCUUCCUCCUUCUAAUGGCUUUGAUAUUAUUCUUGUGGUGGUUGACAGGUUUAGCAAAUACAACCAUUUUCUUGAUUUAUCUCAUCCAUUUACUGCUAAAACAGUGGUUGGGGUUUUCUGUAAGGAAAUUGUCAGGUUGCAUGGUUUACCGCGCUCCAUUCUUUCAGAUCGUGAUGUUGUCUUCACAAGUGCUUUUUGGUAG